AGGCUGCAGGAAGAGAACAAAAGAUGCCACACAGAUUCAAAACCCAGCUUUAGGUAAAGCAGGUGCCAGCAUCCCAGGUGACAAGAGCUGAGAUCUUUGAGCAAGCCAGAUGGAGAGCUGAUAUCUUUGAGCAAGCCAAAAGAAGGCAUCACAUCAGAACUGAAAUACAGCAGCCAUGGGCGAGUGGGGAUUCUUGAGUUCCUUGCUAGAUGCAGUGCAGGAGCACUCACCCAUGGUCGGACGCUUCUGGCUGGUGGUGAUGCUCAUCUUCCGUAUCCUCAUUCUAGCCACAGUGGGCAGUGAUGUCUUUGAUGAUGAGCAGGAGGAGUUUGAGUGCAACACUAAGCAGGUGGGAUGCAAACAGAUUUGUUACGACUUGGCAUUCCCUAUUUCCCAUUACCGCUUCUGGGUUUUCCACAUUGUGGUGCUCUCGGCCCCAGCUGUUAUGUUUGUCAUCUAUUCUAUGCACCAGACCACCAAGAUCAACCGUGGCUUAAAGGAAAUUGAAGGAAAUCAGGAGGAAGCCAAUCAGGCAGGGAGGAAAGUUCAGGAACAAUUUGAACUCCAGCCUAGUCAACGAACCCGAAAUAUUCAAACUUUCUACAUAGUCAAUGUCAUAGUAAGAAUUUUGGCUGAGAUGGGCUUUCUGGUAGGGCAGUGGAUGUUGUAUGGCUUCCAAGUAGGAUAUCAAUAUAUCUGCGAGCAUCGUAUGUGUCCUCAUCGCAUUGAUUGCUUUGUAUCUCGGCCAACCGAGAAGACCAUCUUCAUUCAGUUCUAUUUCAUGGUGGGGCUUGUUUCAGCUUUUCUCAGCCUGGCGGAGCUGGCUCAUCUUUUGCUCAAGAAGCGUUGCCGGAGACGUCAUGUGAUCGCUCCUCCUGCUACUGCAUCUUAUGAACAGCAGGACAAUUGGUCCAAUCAGAAACAAGAGAAAUCACAGCACUUUCUAGCUCCACCUGAUGGAGGUACCAAAGGGACAUCAUCUCAUGAUGGGAUUCCUAACCAUUAUGAAUCUAAGGCUCAUUUUCAUCAUAAGAACUCUACCAAGAGCAGCCGAUCUUCCCGCUCUUCUGCCAGAGGUGACUUAACAGUAUAAGAGCAGAGAAUACUUCCUUGUCUCUUUGAUUUGUUCCCUGGAUGAGCUGGAUUCUUCCAGGGCCAGGAAUAUGAAUGGACAUCUAUUUUCAGCUAAAGUUGAAUAUAACUUAGAUCAAAAAUGCAACAUUCUGCACUAUAGGACUUGGUCAUAAUUGUGACAAUUCAUUAUUUACUUUCACAUAUUAAGGCUAGGUUGAUAUGUCUAAAAAUGCUUAAAUUUACUACAAUGUAAAAUAGAUUGAUAAGGCUGCUAAUAUGUUAGAAUAGGGGGAGUAAAGGAGUGAGAUGACUUUCCAGUAUUCUGGGAUUUUCCUAAUAAUUGAGCAAGUCCCAUUUGAAUUAGCAAAAGCUGGAAUUUAUCUGGCUAUAGAAGAAUAUGAGUAUCAAUGAAAAAACAAGCAAGGACACUUUUGCUUUUUAAACAAAAAAAUGCCAGGGCAGAGAAAAUUCAGGCUUUUAAUUGGCUGGUCAAUGGAUGUCAGGAGUCCUCCUAGUCAGAGGACUAUAAAUCAGUAAAUGGGUAUAAACCAGGGGUGUCAAACUCAAGGGCCGUGGGUCAGAAACGGCCCACGGGGUGCUUAAAUCUGGCCCAUGGGGCUAGCCUGGAAAUAGCAAAGGAUCAGCCCACGGUGCCUCCGGCAGCAUCCCCCCAUACCCCGUUUUGGCCGGCAGGAUGCUGCAGGAGGCAUCCGUCCCGUCUCCCCCACACACUGGCCUGCAGAGGAGAACUACAAUACUGAUCUGGCCCUUGAAGAAAUCCAGAUUGACACUCCUGGUAUAAACUAUUGUUCAAAAGCAAGACUAUCUGGCUUCUACUGAGAUAUCCACUACUGCUUAAUGUGCAAAAGAAAACUGGGGUAGAUUUGGACAUGGAUGUUCUCUCAAUGUAGUAUAUCCUCCAGAGAAACAAAAACUGUCCAUUGGCAUCGAGAGAUCUUUGCUGAAGAAUUUAAAUUUUUUAAAAAAAUUAAAUGUGUGGUUCAAAUUAAAAAGCAAUAAUCAUGGGGAAAGGGGUCUAAUAUGUUGCAGAAUAAAGUUUCACUUUAAUAUCUCAAUUUACCAGGGUGACUUUGAAUCCCACCUAAGACCUAUGGACUUUCU
Molecule: messenger RNA, 2196 nt
Organism: Pantherophis guttatus
Lineage: Eukaryota; Metazoa; Chordata; Lepidosauria; Squamata; Colubridae
Gene: GJD3
Product: gap junction protein delta 3
Biological process (GO): cell-cell signaling
Cellular component (GO): connexin complex
Molecular function (GO): gap junction channel activity involved in AV node cell-bundle of His cell electrical coupling
Source: RefSeq, a predicted model, not a curated record